This is a messenger RNA of Daphnia pulicaria, 7143 nucleotides long. Its product is annotated as coiled-coil domain-containing protein AGAP005037-like. The transcript is spliced from 22 exons. Gene Ontology annotation, cellular component: cytoplasm. The record is from RefSeq and is a predicted model, not a curated record. Lineage: Eukaryota; Metazoa; Arthropoda; Branchiopoda; Diplostraca; Daphniidae. The coding region runs from base 2365 to 6039 and encodes 1224 amino acids.
UUAUUCUUGUUUGUAUAUAACUGGCGUUAUAUAAGGGUCGGCAGUUCAAUAGACUCCCCGAGUGGGUAUUAUUAUUAGACCACGUUGGAUGGCAAGCUGGAAAUGGCAAGCGGAAAAGACACCUGUUCCGCCGAAACGGAUGUUAAUCGAUCCGCCGCCCCCUUUCUUUUAUAUUUUUAUAUUUUUGUUAGGAACUCGUCAAUUUUACAAGAAUUUCAUUUUCUCUUUUUUGGCUAUAAAGUUACUAAAAAUAACGGAGGAGAAAGAAAAGGUGACGAAACGUUUCCUUGCUGUUGUGCAAUUAUUGCUGACGCAAUCCGCAUAUUUUUAGAGCAGGAGGAGGAGGAGGAGUAUGCCAGGAACUAUAUGGAAAAUGUCUAGAUCAGAAGAUCGAAAUUAGGUUCCCCAAAAAAAGUUUACACCCCGCGGCUGUUCUUCUUCCAUUCUUCAUGUAAAUUUGUAUCGAUUGAAACUCCUAAUGGCCGUUCUGCUGGAGCGCGAUGAGAGGGAAAAAAAAAUAACCAAAAAGUGAAAAAAUAAAAUAAAAAAAGAGUUUUCAAACGUGCUGGCUUAUUUCUAGUCUUAUCUGAAUUUUUACUCUCGUCGUCAUCAUCGCAAGCACACAGACAGAACAGUCAGAGUGAAACUAUGAAAGGCAUGUGUGUGUGUGUGUGCUGGCGGAGAUGGGCGCCGACUAUAUUUAUACACGUUCCGGCGAUGCGUGUAUACUGGCGGCCCGACCCCGUUGAGACUAAGCGCAUGCUGCUUCUGCUGCUCAUGCUGCUGCUCGCUGCUGUUGUCUUCCGUCGCGCCUUUUUGCCGUUCCUAUAAAUAUUUGAGUGGUUUUUCCGGAGAUGUGAAGACUGUGAAACCAGCAGCAGCAGCAGCAGUGAAAGUGUGAAACGGUACGAACGGUAUAUAGACGUACGCCAGUUAGAUUAGAGUCCCAGUCUAGCUCUAGAUUCUUUUUCAUCCGCAUUGUACACAACGACAAAACAACAAAAGAAAGAGAAAACUUUCCUUUUGGGCGAUCCAUCAAUAUUGAUGUUAGAUAUAGAGUAUACACCACGACCAUUUCUACUCGAGGGUUUGAGCUGUAUAACAGCAUAAUACUUAUCGCUAAAUCAUUCAAAUCGCAGUCGCAAGUACUAUAUAGAGUUUCCCUAUACAAACAAUUGGCAUGUUGGCGCUGCUCUGACCCGACCCCAACCCGCCGGAAUAUUCUUGCGUAAUGGGCUAAACUCGUUUCGACGGAACAAUCGUCCGCGUUGCAUCACCCACCCCCACCCCCUCACCUCGACGUAGCUAUAGUAGUAGUAUUGAUUCUGACUUUUCAACCGUGAAUUAUAAAUUGCAACUCCUAAGGUUUCCCCUCACCCCAUAACCCUGUGGAAAGCCAAGGGACAUGUUUUACGUGUACAGGUAUACACUACACUUAUAGGAUUUCCGUCUUAAAAAUCAAAUGCUAAUGCCCCCCUGUGUCCGCGGUAUAGAUAUAUAAGGCGGCGCUUCCUAUAUAUUUUAGACGCGCGUGUCUCUUUUUUUCUUUUUGGCUUUAUCAACUGAUAUCAUUUCCAGUUUGGAUCUAUACACACAUGACACAUAAGGCAAUCUCACGGUAUGUUAGUUUCUUUCUAGCUGUGCGAUCGAUCUUCUUCUUCUUUUUUGGCCGGCGACGUCGACCUCGAACCCGCACACACACGGCCGGGCUCUCUCUCUGCUGCUGUGUGUGGGUUUCAUAUUUCAUCUUUUCGUCAUCUCUGUCAUUCCUUUCUCUCUCUCUCUCAAGCUGUAUAUACACUAUGUAAAAGAUACGGCGGAAGAAUAAGGAGAAGAAGAAGGUGGAUGUGUGUGUAGUCCGCAGUUUUAAUCCUUUAAGACCCCACGCUCGUAUUUUGUACUUUGGCCAGAAAAGUGUUGGACAACUUUUCCAUUUUCUUCUUUUUCUUCUUUUUCUUCUUUUUCUUCUUGUUUUAUUUGUUUUUUAUUUGUUUGUUUGUUUGUUUGUUGUUUCAACCUUUUGGUCGGUGGUCUCUUUUCAUCGAGUAAUGAGACAUCUAUAUAGCCCUUGGCAGUUGCAAGUGGCAACUUGCAAAAACUUGGUCGCGACGUGAGACCGGGCCGCGGCUAUAAUAUAAUAUGCCCUGCCACCAAUUUUCCGCCAUCCUGCGUUCUUCACCGCUGGCGCGUAUUUCUAGACUUAAAACAAACACGCUCUGACGCUCCUCCGCCCCGCCAGCAGGCCGGAGGAGGUGGCUACUAGCUGCUGGGUGGCGCCCACUCUGUUGGACUUUGUUGUCGUCGGGGAUCUAGAGAGACUCGACUAUAGUCUAGUCUACUUGUCGUCGACUUCGCCGAAAGUGGAUGACGACGAUGCCAAUGCUGUCGCACAGCAAUUCACUAAUGGACGACGAUCCGGGGAUGAUGUCGGAAGCCGAAACCUCGGCGACGGGAUUUCGGCGCGGCUCAAAGCAACGGGCCACACUGCCGGUGGUCCGCACGCCCUCCAAGACUCUCGAGCGCCCAUUAGGAUUGGUUUUCUUACAAUUCCGGCACGAGACGAAACGGGCCCUGCUGCCCAACGAAAUCACGACGCUGGACACGGUCCGGGCUCUGUUCGUCCGCUCGUUCGCCCGCCAGCUGAGCAUGGAGUAUUUUGAUUCCAACAACGUUCACAUCUACAUUCACGAUCCUAAUCAGGAUAUGUUUUACGAGCUAGAAGAUCUCAGGGAUAUACGGGACAGGUCGAUCCUGCGUCUCUUCGAGACGGACGAGCUGAAGCAGCCGUUCAACUUCCAGUCGGCCUUGCCCAUUUCGCUGUCGCAGUUGUCCUUUCUCGACGACGGCGAGGCGCUGCUGGACGCCAACGACUUGGAUCAGCCGCUGGAUCGAUGCAACCCGCGACUGAUGAUCAGCUCGCCGCUCUCAUCGGGCACCUGGGACGAGAUGUCUUACUUCAGCGAACCCGAAUUCGACUCCGACUAUCGACCCCAACACGUUCACAAAGCCAAGACUAGGACGGCCAAACCCAUGAUGGGACUGGCCAACGGCCGCCAAUCCAUUCCGGUACCAGCAGCGUCUGUGAAUCACGGCUCAACGGUGUCCCUCAUCCAGCCGCCGCCCAACAUGCCACCGAGAAAUCUUCAGGGAAGAUCUGCCUUACACCGGUCCUAUUCCAUUGCGGCGGAGCAGACGCCGUCGCCGCUCAGGAUCGAUCGCAACGCCAUGUCACCUGUCAAAGUUGCCCGGGAUUACGCAACUAGUGUUCCCAGCAGCGAUCAAUCGGCAAGAUGGAGCGAGCAGCAGCAGCACGGAGCCGAGGUAAUCCACGGCUUUUUCCCGUGCUCGCAACAGGCGUUACCGCCUCAAGUGCCGCCGAGACCGCCUGAGCGCUCGUUUCACAAUUACAGCAACUUAUCGAACCUCAAACCCAGUUACGGAGCCUCAUCCUCUUCACUGGCCAUUGCAAGCAACGCAGUUAUUGGUCCCGCGCUGAGCCGGUCACCCGUGUUUGGCAACGGAUUCAACGACCUUCGAAAUUCGCAAUCGUCAGUCUUCCAAAGCGGAAUAGCUGAUCCAGCUUUAGUCGACGAACAGACCAGGAAACGAAUGGAGCAAGUUGAACGGAAAUUAGCUAGCCUUACCGGUUUAGUGCAAACGGCAUUAACCAGUGCCGUCGGAGUCCACGUUCAGCUGUCUGACAAUGAUUUAGAUAGUGACACCAAUAGCUCCGGACUUCCCUUGCGUAUUCCGCCAGUCGAGCCAGACGCAAGAUCCCCCCACCUUCUCGCCGUCAAGACCCCCAGACUGGGACUUGGAAAGUGUAAAGAUAAGUGCGUGUCGUUUGAGAAGUCUGUGUCUUUCUGCGACGACCCCGUCGAGUUGCAUGAAGGGAAGCAUUCGCCACAGCCUACAGAAAGCAAGCCAACUAAACCUGCCAUCAAGUCGUCCACUUUGCCCCGGGCUUCUUCUCAAGUUUCGGUUUACAAAGGAGAUUCAGAUUGGAUCGGGAGCGUGGAAACGUACACUCAGUUGCGCCUGCUGCAGAAAAACGCCAGAGAACUGCGGUCGGAAAUGCGAAGCCUGCGCCGCUUGAGUCAGGCCCAACUCUCGGCCGUCAACGAAGCCGUCAAGGACACGAUUCAGAUCAUGAAGAAAACCUUCUUGGAAAACAGUGACGUUAUCACGAACGCGCUGUGCGAUAACGAUUCGUCCAACGUGGAGACAACGCUGAGGAAUGUGCACCGACAGGAAGACAACUACCAAAAAGAAAUGAAGCAACUGGAGAAAGAUCUUAGCGAAUUGGAAACUUCGGUUGAGAACUUACGAAGUCACGUAAUCAACAAGAAGACCCGAGUGAGCAUGGCCGAUGUGGAACAACUCGCCACUUUGCUCAGCCGAUCCAGUAAAUCCGUCGACCAAUUGAAGACUCAAUUUCCAGUCCUGGAAGAGUCCAUCAAAGGUGCGCUUACUUUACAAUUGGACAAACAAGCCGAAGACAAUCAGUUUCUGACUGAGACGCCGAAUAAGUUGGAGAAUACCAUUGGACGUUGCAAAAAGUUGACGAGUACUUUAGUCACUUUGAGAAGGUUGGCUUCGGUCCAAGAGCAACGACAACCACAAACUUCAGAAAAAUCUCCCACAUCUAAAAGCUACACCACGUCUGUGACAGUCGAUACGCCUUCCAACGUAAUCCGCAAUCCCCCCCAACAGGGAAUCUCGUGGAACGAAUUCGCUCAGCAAUCCGAUUGCAACGAUGCCUUUACUGCUUCACUCGAGUUAUAUCCAACCUAUCGUGCCGACGUCUCUGAGCCUGGGAUCGUCGACGCAACAAGUCGGAAUGACUCCCGGUCCUUUCACCAGUGUGGUGAUCAAUCGCAACGAACAGAACCUCGAUCUCCCAACGCACUCGACACUUUACUAGACGAACUGAAGCAUUAUUCGGAGACCACCAACCCUGACAUGGGAUCUCCACAAAUUGUCACUGCCAAGACUGGAUCUGGGCAAAGAACACAAGCACUUCAGCCAACACUUGCCAUGCAACCCAUUUUAAAACCCCCUGUACCUACGUCAACUUCCUAUGCUGAAUCUUCCGUUGACGGCGUCGUCUCCAGCACUUGCAUUGGUAAUCCGACGAGCGGUCGUCGAAGGGCUCCUCCUCCACCUCCACCGCGAACAUCUUCUCGAUCACCUCUCGCCUCACCUCUUCGUACCAACCAUAAGUUCAAUCCUCGGCCGUUACCAAGUUUGCCUGCCACAGUGGAAAAUAAUCACUUUACAAUGCCAUUGGUCACGACGGUGACGUCGGUGUCGCCCCAGUCUCAAACGCGGAGCACUUCCAUUCUAUCAGCAGAUUCAAAAGUCGUGAAGACUAAUAAAGGUCGACAACCCGUUCCAACUCAAACCAAAGAAAAAUUGGUUGAGUCACACGACGUUCUUUUGCGCUAUAAAUGUGCGUCUUCAGCCAAUUCUUCUCUUUCUAGACGAACCAGUGAAGCUGAUAUCGAUAACAUGAUAACUACUUGUGGUGAUAGCGGUGUACCUUUAACGCUACCAGGCUCUCCGAAACGUGAUACUCUGGAGUCGCGACAUCAAGAACUUCUGAAAACCCAAAAACACCUUCAAGAACAAUAUGAUCGAUUACAGAGAUUCCAUGGCACCCAGAUUAUGCCUGUCCCAUCUGUUAACGAAAAAUUGCAAUUUAUAGUACCACCUUCACCACAAUUUACUGUUCAAGUAGUUAGUGAAGCAUAUGCUACACCCGAGGGACAAUUACAUUUGCAGACGGAUACGGAUAGGUGUGAUUCAGAAACAAGUGAAAACAAACAUUUGCAAAAUACUGAGAAUCAAGCAAUGAUAAACGUUGUUGCAAUCGAUAAUAGAACCCCACAAAAUGUAAACCAGUCUAAAGAUCAUUCAAUUGAAACCAAAGAUCAACAGUCGAUCACUUCUUCUAUCGACGCUGAUGGUGGCAAAGGGAGAGAUUAUACUUUCAUUUCAAUUUUAUUGGAUAAUGCUCACGAGACUGACAUUUUGUGAAUCAAAUUAGUAUAAAGAAAACAAUAGGAACCCUUACUUAAAAAACGAACUUGCUCACCUUUAAUUUUGUACGUUUAUAAAAGAAAGAAACUUCUGUAUUGACACAUCAUCGUUAUCAUUAAAAUUUAAGUUCUUAACAGAAGAGUUUGGUAACGCCUGGGGUCAAAAUUCUGAAAAAUUUCCUUAUGUUUCUAGUUAUGAAAAUUUCACUGUAAUAUCUACACUGGGACCUAAGUAAAUCAUAAAUUACCAUAUCCCUUUAAAAAAAUUAUUGCGGGUGCUUUAGUUACCCAUUGGUUGAUGCUUCAAUUUCAUAAUUAUUCGUUCAAAUUAGUUUGUAAAUAGACUUCAUGUCUAUCACUUUUUUGUGUUCCGCUUCUAAUAUGGGUUAGAAUUGGGUUGUAGAAAAACAAAAAUAAAUGAGAGAAAAACAAAUAUUUCCAAUGACAAUUUGAUACAUCUUUAAAACUUUGGUAAAGACCAAGUGCACUUGGCACUUUUACACUUCACAGUCACAUCAACUGCAUUAUGAUAGUUAAUAGGGUGAGAUAAGGACUAUUGGUAAUCCCAUUUAUCUACUUAGUAUGUUAUCAGCGUUAAUUGGAAUUUUAUACUCCCGUAUAAAUGUUAAGCUAUGAAAGCAGCUCAGAGGAGAUUCAUUCGUGAAUUUUAUUUCUUUUAAUUAUUUGUUUAAUUUUUCCAUUGAAUUAAAAAAAGUUAUAGUCCCCACUAAUCAAAAUAUGUAAAAAUACACCCACCGCAAUUAAUUGCUGGAUGACUCCCCUUUUUAUAUGAUUUUGUCAUUCCUUGUGAUUUAUUCUUUCUUUGAUAGAACUGUACAUCACAAAUGUUCAUAUUAUUGCAGAUUCUGCGCUAACUUUUUAUUUAAUUGACUGCUGAUAUUAUUUGAUUGAUUUAAGCCAAACAUGAGAAAUGCAGUUUGGAUAAAUAACAUUUACAGUAUUUCUCUGAAGUAGAAUGAGCACCCUAGCUGCUACUAAUCUACUUCGUUAUAUCCUCUACAAUGGCCAAAUAAUUUAAAAAAAACUUCUACAAAAAUAAUUCGUUGCAUUUUAAAAUAAAUUAAAACCAAUUCGCUGAGAA